Messenger RNA from Pimephales promelas (fathead minnow), 8852 nucleotides. RefSeq names its product HECT domain containing 1 (gene hectd1). Gene Ontology annotation, molecular function: metal ion binding; protein binding; ubiquitin protein ligase activity. Gene Ontology annotation, cellular component: nuclear speck. The record is from RefSeq and is a predicted model, not a curated record. Gene Ontology annotation, biological process: proteasome-mediated ubiquitin-dependent protein catabolic process; anatomical structure development; protein K63-linked ubiquitination. Lineage: Eukaryota; Metazoa; Chordata; Actinopteri; Cypriniformes; Leuciscidae.
CCUGACCGCUACUGCGGAGCCUCGUGAUAUGCGGAGCGUCGACUAGUUCUUUCGACUGCUCUCCAUUUCACUCAAUAUUUCACCCGUCGCCUUCCCUUUUACUUUGACCUCUACGUUACAACCAUCAGACGCGGGGAAUGAAGCAAUAUUCACAUCUUGCCGUUUGACAACUUUAUCCCAAGACUCAUUUUGUCCACCCUGUGUGUGUUUUUUCUUCUCUUCUCGUCGUACGGCGAUAAACGGUGACGACUUGAUGAGACAUCAAGAGGACCAGUGACUGCCCCUGUUCAUUUCUCUCCUGCUGCUGGCGGGGUGACUGGGUGUUGGGUGGAUAGGGUAGUGGGGCGUCAUGGCGGACGUGGACCCGGACACACUGCUGGAAUGGCUGCAGAUGGGACAGGGCGAUGAGCGGGAUAUGCAGCUUAUCGCCCUGGAGCAGCUCUGCAUGCUGUUGCUCAUGUCAGACAACGUCGACCGCUGCUUCGAAACGUGUCCUCCACGGACAUUUCUCCCAGCUCUGUGUAAGAUCUUCCUGGAUGAGAGCGCACCAGAUAACGUGCUGGAAGUGACAGCCAGGGCCAUCACCUACUACCUGGACGUUUCUGCUGAAUGCACCCGCAGGAUUGUGGGAGUAGAUGGAGCCAUCAAAGCCCUGUGUAACCGGCUAGUGGUGGUGGAGCUUAACAACAGGACCAGCAGAGAUCUGGCUGAACAAUGUGUAAAGGUUCUGGAGCUGAUCUGCACACGGGAAUCUGGAGCUGUAUUUGAAGCGGGUGGACUGAACUGUGUGUUGAGCUUCAUUAGGGACAGCGGUCAUCUUGUGCACAAAGACACAUUGCACUCUGCCAUGGCAGUAGUUUCUCGCCUCUGUAGUAAGAUGGAGCCACAGGACUCUUCCCUUGAGACAUGUGUGGAGUCCCUGUCUAGUCUGCUGAAACAUGAAGACCACCAGGUGUCUGAUGGAGCUCUGCGCUGCUUUGCUUCACUGGCGGACCGGUUUACACGGCGUGGAGUUGACCCAGCCCCAUUAGCUAAGCAUGGACUGACAGAAGAGCUGCUGUCCCGUAUGGCUGCGGCAGGAGGGACGGCAUCUGGACCCUCUUCCACCUGCAAGCCUGGCAGGACCUCUAGUGGAGCUACUCCAUCUGCUGCAGACUCUAAACUAAGCAACCAAGUGUCCACUAUUGUCAGUCUGCUCUCUACACUCUGCAGAGGCUCACCACUUGUCACACAUGAUCUCCUGCGCUCAGAGCUGCCUGACUCCAUGGAGAGUGCUUUGCAGGGGGAUGAGCGCUGCGUGCUGGACACCAUGCGGCUGGUGGACUUGCUGCUGGUGCUGCUCUUUGAGGGCCGCAAGGCUUUGCCCAAAUCCACAGCUGGUUCUACCGGCCGUAUCCCUGGUCUGCGGCGUCUUGACAGCUCCGGGGAACGUUCCCACCGACAGCUUAUUGACUGUAUACGCAGCAAAGACACUGAUGCUCUCAUUGAUGCCAUUGACACCGGUGCAUUUGAAGUGAAUUUCAUGGAUGAUGUAGGACAGACUCUCUUGAACUGGGCAUCUGCAUUUGGAACACAAGAGAUGGUGGAGUUCCUCUGUGAGAGAGGUGCUGAUGUCAAUAGAGGCCAGAGGUCAUCCUCUCUGCACUAUGCUGCCUGUUUUGGCAGGCCACAAGUAGCCAAGACUUUACUGCGCCAUGGGGCCAACCCUGACCUGAGAGACGAAGAUGGAAAAACUCCGUUAGACAAAGCUAGAGAAAGGGGACACAGUGAGGUUGUAGCAAUUCUCCAGUCACCUGGAGACUGGAUGUGCCCUGUCAACAAGGGGGAUGACAAGAAAAAGAAGGAUAUUAAUAAAGAAGAGGAAGAGGGCAGUGAGCCGAAAGGUGACCCUGAGAUGGCACCCAUCUACCUGAAAAGGCUGCUCCCAGUAUUUGCACAGACCUUUCAGCAAACCAUGCUGCCUUCAAUAAGGAAAGCCAGUUUAGCUCUGAUCAGAAAAAUGGUGCACUACAGUUCUGAAGUUCUUCUUAAGGAAGUGUGUGACUCUGAUGCUGGACACAACUUGCCCACUGUACUUGUGGAGAUCACUGCAACUGUCCUGGAUCAGGAGGAUGAUGAUGAUGGUCACCUGCUGGCACUUCAGAUCAUUAGGGAUCUAGUGGAUAAGGGAGGUGAUGUGUUUUUAGAUCAGCUGGCCAGACUGGGUGUCAUUAAUAAGGUGUCCACUCUGGCAGGACCCACGUCAGAUGAUGAAAAUGAAGAAGAGGCCAAGCCUGAGAAGGAUGAUGAACCACAAGAGGAUGCCAAAGAGAUCCAGCAGGGGAAGCCCUACCACUGGAGAGACUGGUCCAUCAUCAGAGGCAGGGACUGCCUUUAUAUCUGGAGUGACGCAGCUGCUUUGGAGCUCUCCAAUGGAAGCAAUGGUUGGUUCCGCUUCAUCCUGGAUGGUAAACUGGCCACCAUGUACUCCAGCGGAAGCCCAGAGGGUGGCUCUGAUAGUUCGGAGAGCAGAAGUGAGUUUCUGGAGAAGCUGCAGCGUGCCAGGAGUCAGGUCAAACCAGUGACAGCCAGCCAGCCCAUUCUGUCCACACAAGGUCCCACCAAACUCACUGUGGGCAACUGGUCUCUCACUUGUCUGAAAGAGGGUGAGAUUGCCAUCCAUAAUUCAGAUGGCCAGCAGGCCACCAUCCUCAAAGAGGACCUACCAGGCUUUGUGUUUGAGUCAAACCGAGGCACUAAGCACUCUUUCACGGCAGAAACCUCUCUAGGGUCUGAGUUUGUUACUGGCUGGACUGGUAAGCGAGGAAGAAAGCUUAAAUCCAAAUUGGAAAAAACUAAACAGAAGGUGAAAACCAUGGCCAGAGAUCUGUACGACGAUCACUUCAAGGCUGUGGAGAGUAUGCCGAGAGGGGUAGUGGUCACUUUGAGAAACAUUGCUACCCAGCUAGAGUCUGCUUGGGAGUUGCAUACUAACAGACAGUGUAUUGAAGGUGAAAACACAUGGCGAGACCUCAUGAAAACAGCUCUGGAGAAUUUAAUAGUCGUUCUCAAAGAUGAGAACACCAUUUCUCCAUAUGAAAUGUGCAGCAGUGGCCUCGUGCAAGCACUUUUUACUGUCCUCAGCAAUAGUGUGGAACUAGAUGUGAAACAUGAUUGUAAGCCUCUGAUGGAAAGAAUAAAUGUGUUCAAGACUGCGUUUACUGAAAAUGAAGAUGAUGAAAGCCGACCCGCAGUUGCCUUAAUCCGCAAACUGAUAGCAGUGUUGGAGUCAAUAGAGCGGCUACCUCUACACUUAUAUGAUACACCAGGCUCAACGUAUAAUUUACAGAUACUGACAAGGAGGUUACGCUUCCGCUUGGAGCGUGCUCCAGGUGAAACGGCCCUGAUUGAUCGUACUGGUAGAAUGCUAAAGAUGGAGCCGCUGGCCACUGUUGAGUCACUGGAGCAGUAUCUACUCAAGAUGGUGGCCAAGCAGUGGUAUGACUUUGACAGGUCCUCAUUCAUCUUUGUUAGGAAGCUCAGAGAGGGCCAGAGCUUCACCUUCAGGCACCAACAUGACUUUGACGAGAACGGAAUUGUGUACUGGAUUGGCACCAACGCGAAGACUGCGUAUGAAUGGGUGAACCCAGCUGCUUAUGGAUUAGUGGUGGUGACCUCUUCAGAGGGCAGAAACUUGCCUUAUGGCCGACUUGAAGACAUCCUGAGCCGAGACAGCUCAGCCCUCAACUGUCACACCAACGAUGAUAAAAACGCAUGGUUUGCCAUCGACCUUGGUUUAUGGGUCAUCCCUUCUGCGUACACACUUCGCCACGCUCGUGGAUACGGUCGGUCCGCCCUCCGUAAUUGGGUAUUUCAAGUGUCCAAAGAUGGCCAGAACUGGAUGACACUUUACACGCAUGUGGAUGACAGCUCUCUCAAUGAGCCAGGGUCGACAGCCACUUGGCCUCUGGAUCCAUCCAAGGAUGAGAAGCAGGGCUGGAGACACAUUCGUAUUAAACAGAUGGGGAAGAAUGCCAGCGGACAAACACACUACCUCUCCCUUUCUGGUCUAGAGAUCUAUGGCACUGUUACUGGUGUGUGUGAAGACCAGCUGGCCAAGGUUUGUUCUGCAUUGUCAGGUAAAGCAGUUAAGGAGGCAGAGGCCAACUUGAGACGACAGCGCCGUCUCUUUCGCUCUCAGGUGAUGAAGUACAUAGUUCCAGGGGCACGGGUGGUGCGUGGCAUUGACUGGAAGUGGAGGGACCAGGAUGGCAAUCCUGCUGGAGAGGGCACUGUGACCGGAGAGGCCCAUAAUGUUUGCUAUUUUGAAGUGCAACCUUUAUCCCUCCCCCCCAACUUAACAGGCUGGAUUGAUGUCACCUGGGAUGCCGGUGGCUCAAACUCGUAUCGUAUGGGUGCGGAAGGGAAGUUUGACCUCAAGCUUGCGCCAGGGUACGACCCUGAGUCAGCGCCGUCACCCAAACCUGUCUCAUCCACUGUUGCAGGCACACCGCAGUCCUGGAGCAGCCUGGUGAAAAAUAACUGCCCAGACAAGGGUGGCUCAUCCUCCACAGCGGGGGCCAGUUCCUCCAGCCGCAAGGGUAGUAGCAGUUCGGUGUGUAGCGUGGCCAGCAGCAGCGAUUUAAGCCUCAGUUCCACCCGAGUGGAGCGCAGGGUCGAGAGCCUGUUGGAGCAGGGAGUAAGCAUCGUCGGAGGGCCCCCGGGGGCGGAGGGCCAAGAACCAAUAGUUGUGCUUUCCUCUGCAGAAGCCGGCUCUGUUUCCAGCACCAGCACACUAACGGCGGACACGGGAAGCGAAGGCGGCGAACGUAAAACACCAGCACCCGAUGGCACUUCGCCCGCCAUCUCUAUGGGAAUCGUGAGCGUUAGCUCUCCUGACGUCAGCUCGGUUUCAGAGUCGUCUAGUAAGGACGCUGCAUCCCAGAGGCCCUUGUGCUCUGCCACCAGCGCGCGGCUCUCCGUCAGCUCACUAUUGGCAGCUGGAGCGCCCAUGAGCUCCAGUGCCAGUGUCCCCAACUUGUCCUCCCGCGAAGCCAGCUUGAUGGAGUCGUUCGUCCGCAGGGCGCCCAACAUGUCUCGCACCAAUGCCACCAACAACAUGAACCUGAGCCGAAGCAGCAGCGACAACAACACUAACACGCUGGGGCGCAAUGUCAUGAGCACUGCCACUUCUCCUCUUAUGGGUGCACAGAGCUUUCCUAACCUUACAACCACUGGUACCACCUCAACUGUUACAAUGUCCACCUCUAUAGUAACCAGCAGCAAUAAUGUAGCCACGGCAACUACAGGUUUGUCCGUCGGCCAGUUGCUCAGUAACACGCUGACGACCAGCCUGACCUCUACAUCUAGCGAGAGUGACACAGGUCAGGAGGCUGAGUUUUCACUCUAUGACUUCCUGGACAGUUGUCGGGCCAACACAUUGCUUGCCGAGUUAGAUGACGAGGAAGACUUGCCAGAGCCAGAUGAUGACGAUGAUGAGAAUGAGGAUGACAAUCAGGAAGAACAGGAGUAUGAGGAAGUUCUGGUACGGUCCAGGGUCAACCUUGGUUACCACGUUCAUAUUCAUAGGGAGGAAGAGGAGUAUGAAACCAAAGGGGGUCGGCGCAGGACAUGGGACGACGACUUUGUGCUAAAGAGACAGUUUUCUGCUUUAGUACCUGCAUUUGACCCUAGACCAGGCCGCACCAACGUCCAGCAAACUACUGACCUGGAUAUCCCUACACCAGGUACACCUCGCUCAGAGGUACAAGAGGAGGUGGAAUGCACUCCUUCACCCCGUCUGGCUCUCAUCCUGAAAGUAGCAGGGUUAGGGACUACACGAGAAGUAGAGCUACCUCUCACCAACUACAAGUCCACCAUUUUCUAUUAUGUCCAAAAGCUUCUCCAGCUCUCAUGCAAUGGUGCUAUUAAACCUGACAAGCUUAGACGCAUCUGGGAACCUACAUAUACGAUAAUGUACAGAGAAUUGAAGGACUCUGACAAAGAAAGAGAGAGUGGAAAGAUGGGUUGCUGGUCUGUAGAGCAUGUGGAACAGUACCUUGGCACAGAUGAAUUACCAAAGAAUGACUUGAUAACCUACAUGCAGAAGAAUGCAGACUCAACUUUCCUGCGCCACUGGAAAUUAACCGGCUCUAAUAAAAGUAUUAGGAAAAACAGAAAUUGUUCACAGCUCAUAGCUGCAUACAAGGACUUCUGUGAGCGUGGCUGCAGAUCUUCAGGCCUGGGUUCAGGGACUUUGUCCGCCACACAGAGCUGUGACAUCCUGAGUGCUGCACGUGAGCAGGCUCAGGCCAAGGCGGGCUCAGGCCAGAGUGCAUGCAGCGUAGAGGACGUACUGCAGCUCCUUCGCAUCCUCUUCACCAUCGGAGGAGAACCUUCAUCUGGCCGCACACUACAGGAAGAUGUGGAAGAGCUACAGUUCAAUGCAUCACCUGAGGAAUUCACCAGCAAAAAAAUUACAACCAAAAUCCUGCAGCAGAUCGAGGAGCCACUGGCCCUGGCUAGCGGGGCUCUCCCUGACUGGUGUGAGCAGUUAACCAGCAAGUGUCCUUUCCUCAUACCCUUUGAAACCCGGCAGCUUUAUUUUACAUGCACUGCGUUUGGAGCCUCCAGGGCUAUUGUCUGGCUCCAAAACCGAAGAGAAGCCACUAUGGAGCGUUCCCGGCCAUCCACAACAGUUCGCCGUGAUGAUCCCGGCGAGUUCCGUGUUGGUCGGCUCAAGCACGAGCGUGUCAAGGUGCCUCGUGGAGAGAGUAUGAUGGAGUGGGCUGAGAGUGUGAUGCAGAUACAUGCUGACAGAAAGUCUGUACUGGAGGUGGAGUUCCAGGGGGAGGAGGGCACUGGUCUUGGACCCACCCUGGAGUUCUAUGCCCUUGUUGCUGCAGAGUUCCAGAGGACUUCCCUCGGUAUCUGGCUCUGUGACGACGACUUCCCAGAUGAUGAGUCACGUCAAGUGGAUCUGGGCGGAGGCUUAAAACCUCCCGGCUAUUAUGUGCAGCGUUCCUGCGGCCUUUUCCCUGCUCCCUUCCCUCAGGACAGUGAUGAACUGGAGCGUAUCACCAAGCUUUUCCUGUUCCUUGGCAUCUUUCUGGCCAAAUGCAUCCAGGACAACCGUCUCGUUGACCUGCCCAUAUCCCAGCCUUUCUUCAAACUGCUCUGUAUGGGUGACAUCAAAAGCAACAUGAGUAAGCUACUUUAUCAAAACCAUAUUGAGUCGGACUGCCACUUCUCUGAAAUCCAGUCUGAGGCUUCCACUGAGGAUGGUCAGGACACAUACUCAGUGGGUAGCUUUGAUGAAGACUCUAAGUCCGAGUUUAUCCUUGACCCACCCAAGCCCAAGCCACCAGCUUGGUAUCACGGCAUCUUGACGUGGGAGGACUUUGAACUAGUGAAUCCUCACAGAGCACGCUUCCUGAAAGAGCUGAAGGCGCUGUCUGUGAAGCGCAGGCAGAUCCUAGGCAAUAAGAGUCUGUCGGAGGAUGAGAAGAACACACGGCUACAGGAUCUCAUGCUAAAGAAUCCUAUGGGCUCUGGCCCUCCACUUAGUGUAGAAGAUCUUGGAUUAAAUUUCCAGUUCUGUCCAUCAUCCAAAGUACAUGGCUUCUCAUCGGUAGACUUGAAGCCCAAUGGAGAAGAUGAGAUGGUCACAAUGGACAAUGCUGAGGACUAUGUAGAGCUCAUGUUUGACUUCUGCAUGCACACAGGAAUCCAGAAGCAAAUGGAGGCCUUUAGAGAGGGCUUUAACAGAGUGUUCCCUAUGGAGAAACUCAGCUCAUUUAGUCAUAAAGAAGUGCAGAUGAUCUUGUGUGGCAACCAAUCUCCAUCCUGGACUUCUGAAGACAUUGUCAACUACACAGAACCUAAACUUGGUUAUACACGGGACAGUCCUGGUUUCCUGCGCUUUGUGCGAGUCCUGUGUGGAAUGUCAUCAGAUGAAAGGAAAGCGUUCCUCCAGUUCACUACAGGCUGCUCGACCCUGCCCCCUGGUGGACUGGCCAACCUCCAUCCACGUCUCACAAUAGUCCGAAAGGUUGAUGCAACAGAUGCCAGCUAUCCUUCAGUUAACACGUGUGUGCACUACUUGAAGUUGCCGGAAUAUUCUUCCGAAGAGAUCAUGAGAGAACGCCUCCUUGCUGCCACUAUGGAGAAGGGCUUCCACCUCAACUGAGCAUGCUCUCUCUACAUCAUUGACCAACUCCCAUACUGGUGAAGCCUGUUGUGUUUUGUUGCAGAAAAUAAAGCUGUGCUCUGAAAUCCCCCCCCCACCCCCCAAGCACCCGACAUGUACCCAAAUACACAGGAAAAACAGUCCCAUCGCAGCUCCACUAGCUCCUGAAACCAAUUAGGGUCUCCUACUAAACUGGCUGCUUCACAAGGCCUUUCCCAGGUCACUCUACUGCUUUAAGGGCUUGAGCCACUGGCAGCCAGGGUAGUCUCUCCUCACCUACUGUGUUUACUGUCAUUACUCCAGGUCCAGUGUAAAUUUUGGCAUAGAUCAUCUUUUUUCAGACUUAAACAUCACCACCUGCAGCUGCAGUGUCAGACCAUGGACACAAGCACACCUGCUUCUGUAGAGCUAACUAUAGAGUGUUUGGGCAUUUCCUUAACAGGUUUUAAGUUUUACUAGUGCCUGCAUUUGUUGAAAUAUUAGGAUUUUUUUUCUUUCAUUUGUUUUACUUGAUGUCUACAUACAAUCAUGCACAUGCUUUUUCUUUCUUUUUUGCCUCCGUUACUGUGUUGAGUAUGUUUUCAACUGUUCAUUUCCCUGCUAAAGGAUCAAAGUCCCUGAGUGCAUUUGUGUAAUUUUACAAUAAAGCUAUAGAUACAGAAACACUGGUUCUGUGUGCAAGGCA